This is a messenger RNA of Closterium sp. NIES-65, 14559 nucleotides long. The record is from the annotation of a GenBank genome assembly. Lineage: Eukaryota; Viridiplantae; Streptophyta; Zygnematophyceae; Desmidiales; Closteriaceae.
AUGGACAGCGCCAGGAUCGUGCGCCGAGCCUCCUCUUCGCGCGCGCAUUCCCCUCCCCACACGUCCGCCGCUCUCCCGCGCUUCUCCCUCCGCCGACUCCCCUUCCACUCGCGCGCCCGCCCCUUGCGCCAUGGAACCGGCGUAUGCACCAGCAUCGGCGCGCUCUGCUGCCUCCUCUCUCUCCUUGCCCUCCUCCUCCUCCUUCUCAUCGUCCUCCGCUCCACCCUUCGCCUGGCCUCCGUCGCACCCUCCGCAGCCAGCGGUACGACUCAUGGCGAUGCACAUUCGUCGUUUCUCGACGGACUCGACGACUGCCAAGACGAAUUCCGUCAACUGUUUGACGAGUUCCGUUUGCGCGAAGGAACGGACGGAAUUGACUGCAGCGCGCUGAUCGACUCCGUCGCGGCGGACGACGGCGUAACUCGAGGCGGCGCGCCCCGCGCGAGUGGCGCGGCAGGUACGGCAGCAGGGGAGACGAGGUCACACUACAAGAGAGCAGCGGGCGAGGAGGAAGAAGAGGAGGAGAAGUCAAGCGUGUCUGCUGCUACUGCUGCUGCUGGCAGCGAGGGCGAGGAGAGGGGUUCAGGUUCAGGUUCAUUUUCAGGUUCAAACCUCACUGCGGCGUCCCUGCCUCCCCUGAGCGCGUUCGUGGAAAGCUCCUUCUUCCACCCCAUGGCCUUCGCUGCUGGCAGCAGCAGCAGAAGCGAGCAGCACAGCGAGUCUUCUCCCACAGACCCCACCACCACUUCAAACCCAUCCGCACUCCUUUCACCUGCCCUGGACCUGCUGCUCUCCCUGGAUCGCCACCGAGCCAAGGGGCUGCUGCUGGAACGGUCCAUGCGCGCCGUGGCUUACAGCCCCGGCUGCCGAGCCUGGAUGCCAGGCUCGGAAAAGAGGGACAAGUGGAGACAGCAGAGGAGCGGGGAGGAGAGAGCAGGCGAGGAGGAUGGGGCGGCGGAAGAGGGGUGGGAUAUUGGGAGGAAUGAAGCUGCAAAGACGGAUGAGGGAGGGGGAGAGAGAGAGGAAGAGGAGGAUGGAGGAGAUGGUGGUGGUGAGGGUGGAAAUGGUGAGGGUGAUGAGGAGGAUGGGUACAGGCCGGUUCUGAGGGAACUAUCAGCUGAUUUUGAGGUGGAUCUGGUGCAGGCGCCACCUGCCCUCUGCUCGCUCGCUCACGCCCUGCCAGCAGCAGCCAGGCAGCGGCUGCUUGGUGCCUACUCGCCACGGUUUUUCCCUCCCCACCGCACUGCACACCUCUGGACGGCUCUCGGUGCCGCCUCUGCCUCGGGGCAGCAAGAUGGGGCGAGGAAACAGGGGGAGUUGCAGCAGCAGCAGCAACGGCGGCAAGGGUUGGAGGAGCAGCAGGGGGUGAAGGAGCAACAAGUGCAAGGAUUGAAGGAGCAGAGGUGUGUGGAGAGAGUGAGAGCGGCGUGCAUGCGGCAAUGGUGGCAGGGGGAGGUGCAACGGACAGUGCAGUUCGUGCAUGGUGUGCGGCAGUGCGCUGCCUCGUCCCCCCGCCACGUGCUCUUCCUGCACGCACCCCACCAGCGCACUCGGAACUCACGGACGCCAGCCAGAAGAGCAGGGGCGAGAGGGGGAGAAGGAGGAGCAGGGGGGGAAGGGGGAGUGCGGGUGAGAGAGCGGUAUGAUGUGGCGAUGGAACGGUUUGUGGUGCGGGAGCUGCGAGGAAGGGACUGGGGCGUGGUGUCCCUCGCAGGCCAACGACCGGCACCACCACCACCCACAGCGCCAGACGCACAAGCAGGGCACGCAGUCGAAACAGGGGGCACAAUAGACGCCGGGGGCACAAUAGACGCCGGGGGCACAGAGGAGGAGGGCACAGCCCAAGCAGGGGCCGCAAUGGACGCACGGGGCAUAGAGGCGGGGGAGAGAGAAGAAGCAGGAGGGGCGUCUCACGAGGGCGGGUGGGCAUCAGUGCUGCGGGGUGUGAGGGGCGUGCAGGCGCUGCUGCUGCGGGGCGAGGCGAGCCACCUGCUGCCGCUGCUGGCCCACGUGGAGCAGCGCUUCCUGGAGGGGCCUCUGGAAGACCUCCUUAUAAGCUUCUUCGGUAAAAGUAAAAAGUCCGUGCACGUGCAUAAACCUCCGCUGUUCUGGCGAGAGGUGGAAGGAGGAGACGGGGGCGAAGGGAGCGAGGGGGCAGGGGAGGAGGAGGGUGGGGCUUUGGAGAAGAAGAGGGUUGGGGUGGAGGAGGGGAAUAUGAUGAAUAGAAUGGAGGAGGCUAGUGUUGAGUCGACACAGAACUGGGUGCAGGAGGGAUGGGCUGUGGAGGACCCAUUUGCUAACGAAGUCCAGAAACCCAUCCGUACCGCAUUGAACCCACCAGCAGCACCCAUGGGGCUGUCUGUGUCGCGGAGCAUGCUGGUGAGUGUCCACGGGAGGGAGGUGGUGCCGGCAGGUGCUGCUGGGAGUGUGGCAGUGAGUGGCAGGGGAGGAGGUACUGUAGGCAGCAGGGGCGAUGGGGAUGGUGGCAGCAGCAGGAGGGCGGGAAACGGGGCGAGGGGAACAGAAGAGCACCUUUUGAGACGUCUCAAGAGGGGAACAGAAGAGCACAGGGCAGCAGCAGCGGGCAUUGGCAAGGGGGGCGCAGCAACGCGAGCAGCCGUGGUGCUGUCGCCGGGCUCGUUUGCGUGUUGGGUGAAAAGCGGGGGUGAGGCAGCAGGGGGUGAUGAGAGGAGGGCACAAGCGGGCGAGGUGGAGGCGCAAGGGAAGGGCGCGGCUGGUGGGUUGAAAGGCGGUGAUGCUGGUCAUGGUGAUGACUACGAUGAUGCUGAUACUCCAGAUGAACCAGCAGGUGUGGCAGCAGAGGGUGAGACAUUGGAGGGGGUGAUUCGAGGCGAGGUUGUGUUUGAGAGCCCGCUGACGGAGCAGGGGGCAGCGGUGUGGACCAUGGUGGCUCCUCGCAUGGUGGGGCACAAGAGGGGGCAGCAGGAAGAGCCCCAUGGGGGCCACCAGGGGGGACAGCAGCGGGGGCACAAGGGCGAUGAUGCACACGUGGGUCGGAAGGAGACGCUGGAUGGUGCUGCUGGUGGGUGGAAAGGUGCAGGGCAGGUGGGGGCACUGGCAGAGGAGGGCUCAUCAGUGCUUGUUACCAUUCCCAUCACGGGACGGCUUUUUCUGCCCGGAAUCAAGGACCAGAGAAACGUCUGGAUGGGGAAUGUUUUAGGUGUGGGUGACUACACUACUGUAGAUACCAUACCUAUUGAUACCAUACCUGUAGAUACUACCAUAUCUGCCACUGUUGUUUUGGCUGCUGCCACGGCAGAUGGGCCUGCCAGGCUGUCAGCUCCCAGAGAUGCUGUGCGGGGCACUGUGCAGAUGGAGGGCGCGCUGAUGUGGACUGACUCAGCGCCAGGUCAUGCCAGGCUGGCAGCUGAAGGGGUGGUGCUGAUUGAGAGGAGGCAGAGUGAGGAGGGGAGUGAGGAGGAGCAAGUGUGGGGGGCGUGGCGCGAUGUGGACGUGUGGGGCGCAGGGCAGGGCCGAGCAGAAAAAGGGGGGGAUUCAUCCGAAGAUGGAAAAAUUCGUUCGGGUGACUCCGACAGGCUCGUGGGGGCAGAGGGGUUGGGGGCAGGCGGGGGAAGCAGCAUGGGGAGCAGGGGAGGCGGGAGAGGCAAGGUGGGGGGGAUGAGAGGUGCUAGGCUUGUGUUUGAGAAAAGUCAGGGAGAGGGGGGCCCCAAAGCAAAUGGUGGUAGGUCAAGUGCUGUUGGUUUGAACAGGCAGGUGAAGAGAGUUCUUCUUGGAACGAGUGUUGGUGGUGGUACGGAGGAGGGGGAAGCUUUAGAUAGCAGGGAGAGUGAUGGCAGAGGUGGCAGCAGCAGUGCUGCCACUGCAACUAGAGGGAUGGAGCGCACGAUGGUUAGCAGAGGAGCGGCAGAGGCCCGGCAGGCAGAUGAGCGACAAGCGUCCGAGGGCGCAGGCGAGGCGAAGGAAGACGGUCGCAUGGAAUUGGCGGGGGAGCGUGGGGGUGAGAACGCAGGAGAGGGUAUUGUAGCAGUUACAGCUGAUGACGCAACAGUUAACGCUGAUGACGCAGCAGUUAACGCUGAUGACGCAGCAGUUAGAGGUGAUGACGCAGCAGUGAAAGCAGACGAUACAGUCGUUAAAGCGACAGAUAAGGCAAUCGAAGUGGAGGAUACGACCCUUAAAGCGGACAGAACGUGCAUUAAAGGGGACAAUACAGCGACUAAGACGGACGAUACAGCAAUUAAACCUGCCGAUAAAGCCAUCAACAAUAAAGCCAUCGUGGGCGAUGAAGCCAUUGAAGCGGACGAUAAAGCCGUUAAAGCGGACGAUAAAGCCAUGGCUGCCUCACUGAAGGUUGCAGGCGAAGCAGCUGUUUGUGAGACAGGGAGGGUCGUGGCAGCAGGGGGGGCCUCAGAUAGGGCUACUGGUGAAGCAAGUAGCGUCGCGGAGACUGCUGGCGAAGCUAGUAGCGUCGCCAGGGCUACUGGUGAAGCAAGUAGCGUCGCCGGGACUGCUGGCGAAGCUAGUAGCGUCGCCAGGGCAGCGUGCGCUGCUAGUAGCGCCGUCAGGGCUCCAAGCGACGAGGCGAAGGCGACUUGUUUCGCUGACGAGAAUGAGAAGGUGACAGGCGACGAAAGUAAGGUCGCAGCGGACGAGGGGAAGGUCGCAGCAGCAGGAGAAACGAAGGAUGCAGCAGCAGGCGAAACGAAGGUUGCAGCAGCAGGCGAAACGAAGGAUGCAGCAGCAGGCGAAACGAAGGUUGCAGCAGCAGGCGAAACGAAGGAUGCAGCAGCAGGCGAAACGAAGGUUGCAGCAGCAGGCGAAACGAAGGAUGCAGCAGCAGUCGAAACGAAGGUUGCAGCAGCAGGCGAAACGAAGGUUGCAGCAGCAGGCGAAACGAAGGUUGCAACAGCAGGCGAAACGAAGGUUGCAGCAGCAGGCGAAACGAAGGUUGCAGCAGCAGGCGAAACGAAGGUUGCAGCAGCAGGCGAAACGAAGGUUGCAGCAGCAGGCGAAACGAAGGUUGCAGCAGCAGGCGAAACGAAGGAUGCAGCAGCAGGCGAAACGAAGGUUGCAGCAGCAGGCGAAACGAAGGAUGCAGCAGCAGUCGAAACGAAGGUUGCAGCAGCAGGCGAAACGAAGGUUGCAGCAGCAGGCGAAACGAAGGUUGCAGCAGCAGGCGAAACGAAGGUUGCAGCAGCAGGCGAAACGAAGGUUGCAGCAGCAGGCGGAACGAAGGUUGCAGCAGCAGGCGAAACGAAGGUUGCAGCAGCAGGCGAAACGAAGGUUGCAGAGAGGACCAGAGAGCAGCAGCAGGAGAGGAGGGAUGAGACGACGGAUGAGAGGAAGGAGGAGAGGCGGGACGGGGAGCUCCCUGAGAGGGAAGGAAGGUUUGAAAAGCAGAGUGAUGUGCAGAGGCACGAGGACGUAGCAGGCAGUGCGAGGCAGGGCGAGGGGGUGAAUGGAGAUGAGAGAAAGGCGUCAGACAGAGGCGAGGAGAAGAGGGCUAGUGAGAGUGGGGGGACGGUGAAGGGUGAGAAUGGGGAAACGAGGACUGGGGAGCAGCGUGCGGGAGGGGCAACGUGUGAGGAGGGAUGGAAGGGAGGUGGAGGGAAGAUUGGGGGAGAGGAGGGUGGAGGAGAGGAGGUUGGGAGAGAGGAGGGUGGGAGAGAGGAGGGCGGCAAGGGGGGGGAGGGCUUCAAGAAGGGGGAAGGCGGCAAGGAGGGGGGGGCCGGCAAGGUGAGGGAGGGCGGCAAGGUGGGGGAGGGCGGUAAGGUGGGGGAGGGCGGCAAGGUGGGGGAGGGCGGCAAGGUGGGGGAGGGCGGCAAGGUGGGGGAGGGCGGCAAGGUGGGGGAGGGCGGCAAGGUGGGGGAGGGCGGCAAGGUGGGGGAGGGCGGCAAGGUGGGGGAGGGCGGUAAGGUGGGGGAGGACCGAGAGCAGCAAGGGGGCAUUCGGGGAGUGGAUGGCACACUGGCGGGGAUGAGGAUGGCAUUGGGGAAAGCGGCAUCGAGGGGAGCAGCGGUGGGGGAAGCGGGGUUGGGGGGGUUGGAGGAGCGUAGCGAAGGGAGCGAGGGACGAGAGGAGGAGGAGGGGGGUGAAAGAUGUGGGCUUGCAAUGAAGGUCAAACGCACGUGCAGCGAGGAGAGAGGGGAAUUUGACAGGGAAGGGGGUUCGGGGAGGGAGGAAUCGGGGGAGAAGGGGAAGGGGGGAUUGGGGCGGAAGGGGAAGGAGGGAUUGGGGCGGAAGGGGAAGGAGGGAUUGGGGGAGAAUGAGAAGGGAGGGAGGGUGAUGGCAGACACAAGAGAGGGGGAUGAGAUGGUGGAUGCGGGAAGGGAGGGGGGAAGGGAGGAGGGAAGGGAGAGAAAGGAGGAGGGAAUGGAGGAAAGGGAGGAAGGGAAGGAGGAGAAAAGGGAGGUAAGGGAGGAGAAAAGGGAGGUAAGGGAGGAGAAAAGGGAGGGGGCAAUGGAGGAGAUAAAGGGGGAGAAAGGGGAGGAACGGGAGGAGAAAGGGGAGGAACGGGAGGAGAAAGGGGAGGAACGGGAGGAGAAAGGGGAGGAACGGGAGGAGAAAAAGGGGGAGAAAUUGGAGGGAGGGGUGGAGAAAAGGGAGGAGAAAAGAGAGGAGAAACAGGAGGAGGGAAGGGAGGAGAAAAGAGAGGAGAAACAGGAGGAGGGAAGGGAGGAGAAAAGAGAGGAGAAACAGGAGGAGGGAAGGGAGGAGAAAAUGGAGGGAGACGUGCGAGGAGAGGAAAAGGGGAAGGCUGGGAGGAUGAGCACUGAGGCGAAGGGAGGGGAUGAGGCGAAGGGAGGGGAUGAGGCGAAGGGAGGGGAUGAGGCGAAGGAAGCGGAUGUGGUUGGUGCAGGCGAGGGGGGACAUGAUGCCGACGCGAUGGCUACCGCAGGGCAGGUCGAAGCACAGGGGGAUGGGCCAGGAAAGGACAGUGAGGAAGGAGCAAAGGAGGGGAAUGAAGGUGCUAAGGGAGGGAAGGGAAGUGCAGAGGGGGGAAAGGAAAGUGUAAAGGAGAGGAAGGAAAGUGAAAAGGAGGGGAAGGAUAGUGUAAAGGAGGGGAAGGAAAGUGCAAAGAACAGGAAGGAAAGUGCAAAGGAGGGGAAGGAUAGUGUAAAGGAGGGGAAGGAAAGUGAAAGGGAGGGGAAGGAUAGUGUAAAGGAGGGGAAGGAAAGUGCAAAGGAGGGGAAGGAAAGUGUAAAGGAGGGGAAGGAAAGUGAAAGGGAGGGGAAGGAUAGUGUAAAGGAGGGGAAGGAAAGUGCAAAGGAGGGGAAGGAAAGUGUAAAGGAGGGGAAGGAAAGUGAUAGGGAGGGGAAGGAAAGUGCAAAGGAGGGGAAGGAAAGUGCUAAGGAGGGGAAGGGAAGUGUAAAGGAGGGGAAGGAAAUGGUAAAGGAGGGGAAGGAAAGUGUAAAAGAGGGGAAGGAAAGUGAUAGGGAGGGGAAGGAAAGUGCAAAGGAGGGGAAGGAAAGUGUAAAGGAGGGGAAGGAAAGUGAUAGGGAGGGGAAGGAAAGUGCUAAGGAGGGGAAGGAAAGUGCAAAGGAGGGGAAGGGAAGUGUAAAGGAGGGGAAGGAAAUGGUAAAGGAGGGGAAGGAAAGUGUAAAAGAGGGGAAGGAAAGUGAUAGGGAGGGGAAGGAAAGUGCAAAGGAGGGGAAGGAAAGUGUAAAGGAGGGCGAGAAAGGUGCAAAUGUGGGCGAGGAGCAGUUGAAUGGGGAGAAGGUGAGUGGGGAGGAGAAGGUGAGUGGGGAGGAGAAGGUGAGUGGGGAGCAGAAGGCGAAUGGGGAGGAAGAGGCAGAGAAGGAGAAGGGCUGGCAAAAUGAGAGUGUGCGGAAGGAGGACAAGGCGGAAAGGGGGAAGGUGGGUGGGACGGAAGGGGGAAAUCUGGGUGGAAACGAAGAAGGGGAGGUGGGUGGGAAGGAAGUGGGGGAAGUGGGUGGCGUGAAGCAGGGUGCGAGGAGUGCUGAGGCGGGCAAAGAUACCACUGAAGAGAAGGCGGAAGCGGUGAACAGGAGUGGAGAGAAGGCGGAAGCGGUGAGCAGGAGUGGAGAGAAGGCGGAAGCGGUGAGUAGGGGUGGAGAGAAGGUGGAAGCGGUGAGUAGGAGUGAAGAGAAGGAGGAAGCGGUGGGUAGGAGUGCAGAGAAGGCGGUAGCGGUGAGCAGGAGUGGAGAGAAGGGGGAAGCGGUGAGUAGGGGUGGAGAGACGGCGGAAGCGGUGGGUAGGAGUGGAGAGAAGGGGGAAGCGGUGAGAAGGAGUGGAGAGAAGGCGGAAGCGGUGAGUAGGAGUGGAGAGAAGGAGGAAGCGGUGAGUAAGAGUGGAGAGAAGGCGGAAGGCAGCAGCAUGGAGAAUUGUGGUGUUGGUGAUGUGGAGGCGGGGAUGGGGAAGGUGGAGGAGGGGGUGGUGGCGGAAGAGGGGGAGAAGAGGGUGGAGGGCGAAGGUGGUGUGAGAGGUGCGGUGGUGGUGAGGGCUGCUGCAGCCAGGGGAGACGAGGGGGAUGGGGUGAUGGGGAUGGGGGAAGGGGCAAAGGAGGAGAGAAAAGGGGUUAAGGGGAAGAAGGAAGGGGCAAUGCGAGAGGAGGAAGGAAAGGGGGAAAAGGAAAUUGCAAUGGGAAAGGACGAAAAGGCGAAGGGGAUGGAUGGAUUGGCGAAUGAGGAGGAGGAAGGGGCAAAAAGGGGGAAGGAAGGGGCAAAGGGCGAGAAGGAAUGGGUAACGGAAGAGGAGGAAGGGAGAAAGCGAGAGGAGGAAGAAGCAAGGGGGGUGGAGGAAAAGGCAAAGGGGGAACACGAAAGAGCGAAGGGGAAGGAGGAAGGAGCAAAGGGGGAGGAGGAAAGGGCAAAGGCGGCGGAGGAAGGAACAAAGGAGAAGAAAAGGGUAAAGGGGGAGGAUGAAAGAGCGAAGGGGGAGGACGAAGGAGCAAAGAAGGAGGAAAGGGCGAAGGCGAAGGGGGAAGCCAUAAAAAGGACAGUUGAAAUGGAAACUGCGUUCAGGGAAGGGACACAAGGGGAGGAGGCGAAGGGGAGGGAAGGAGAAGGAGGCAUGGCAGUGCUAGUGGGUGAGGAGACAGGGGAAGCAGGGGAGACGGCGGGAGGUGUGGAUGGGAUGGGGAAGAUGGAAGCGGAAGCAGAGGGGAGCGUAGAGGAGACAGCUGUGGGAGGGAAGGUCGAGGUGCUUGACGCGAUGCUUGGGAUGGCAGGGGUGGAGGCGGCAGGGGUGGAGGCGGCAGGGGUGGGGGUGGCAGGGGUGGGGGCGGCAGGGGUGGGGGUGGCAGGGGUGGGGGCGGCAGGGGUGGGGGUGGCAGGGGUGGGGGCAGCAGGUGUGGAGGCAGCAGGUGUGGAGGCAGCAGGGGUGGAGGCGGGGGACAGUGCUAAGCAGGCCAAGAGUGGUGAUGCUGGCAGUGCGGUUGGUGGAGAAGUGGGGAAUGGGGCGGAUCAGACGAGUCAAUGCAUCGUGUUGGCAGACAGAGAGCAGAGGGAGGAGACAGAGCACAUGGGACAGAGAGAAGAGCUGGCUGGGUUGGGAGUGGCGAGGGGUGGGGGUGUGAAGGGUGGAGCGGGAUUGGACACAGAGGUGGGUGGGGAGCAGGAGCAGGGGAAGGAAGGGGAAGGUGGGGUGGGGACACGGGCGGGGCUGGCUGGCACAGAAGGGGGAAUGGACAAGUUUGUCGGGAAGGCAGUGAGCAGUGCAGAGAAGGAGGGUGCAGAGAAGGAGGGUGCAGGGAAGGAGGGUGCAGGGAAGGAGGGUGCAGGGAAGGAGGGUGCAGGGAAGGAGGGUGCAGGGAAGGAGGGUGCAGAGAAGGAGGGUGCAGAGAAGGAGGGUGCAGAGAAGGAGGGUGCAGAGAAGGAGGGUGCAGAGAAGGAGGGUGCAGGGAAGGAGGGUGCAGGGAAGGAGGGUGCAGAGAAGGAGGGUGCAGAGAAGGAGGGUGCAGAGAAGGAGGGUGCAGAGAAGGAGGGUGCAGGGAAGGAGGGUGCAGAGAAGGAGGGUGCAGGGAAGGGGGGAGAGACGAGCAGCUUGAUGGGUGGAUGGGUGGCAGACGGGAGGGCAGCGAAGGAGAGUGUGGAGCGGAGAGGUGGAGAGCGAGUGGGUUCUGGAGAGGUGGCAGUGGAAGCUGGGGCACGGGGGAAGGAGAGAGAGGUGGAGGGGAAAGUGGAGGAGAGCACAGGAGUGGAGGAGAAAGGGCAGGUGGAGAAAGGGGAGGAGGAGAAAGGGGAGGAGGAGAAAGAGGAGGAGGGGAAGGUGAGUGGGGAGGACGGGAAGGAGAGAGGGGUGAAGGGGAAGGAGAAAGAAAAAAGGGGAGAGGUGAGAGGGGAGGAGGGGAAGGUGAAUGAAGAGGAAGAGAAGGCGAGAAGGGAGGAGGGGAAGGAGAGAGAGGAAGAGGGAAAGGAGAGAGGGGAGGAUGGGAAGGCGAACGAAGAGGAGAAGGUGAGAAGGGAGGAGGAGAAGGAUAGAGAGGAAGAGGGGAAGGAGACAGAGGAGGAUGGGACGGAGAAAGGGGAGGAGGGGAAGGAGAAAGAAGAGGAGAAAGAGAGAGGAGAGGAAGGGAAAGAGAGAGGAGAGGAGGGAAAGGAGAGAGGGGAGGAGGAAAAGGAGGAGAAAGAGGAGGGAAGGAAGGAGCGUGAGGAUGAGAAGGAAGCAAAGGACGGAGCAAAGGGGAGAAAUAACGAUCUGCAAAGUUGCGGGGUUGGAAGGGAGGAGAGGCAGAAGAGAAAGAGAGAGUGGGCAGAGGAGUGUGAACAGGGAGAUGAAGGAGAAAACAACGGGAUGAAGGAGGAUGUUAUUCAGCAAGUGAAGAGGAGAGCAGAAGAGGUGGGUAGAGAGGAGGGGAAGAGAGGAUCGAACCCAGUGGUGGAGGAGAGUGAGGUUCAUGCGUGCAGUGCUGUGCAAGUGAAUGAGGUGAGGCAGGUGGAUGAGGUGAGGGCGGUGGAUGAGGUGAGGGCGGUGGAUGAGGUGAGGGCGGUGGAUGUGACGGGGGUGGCAGAGGAGAAGCAGUUGGGGCUUGUUGACACAGCACAUCAGCAUCUCUCUGCCCCUUCCCUCCCUGGUAGCGUCGCUCCAGCCCCCACUGCCUGCCCUCCUCACCAAGCCUCUGCCCCCGCGCACACAGACCUGAAUGCCGUGCCGAUAUCAGGUUCGGACUUAGGCUCGGUUGCAGGCUUGGAUACACGCUCGGGUGGAGGCGUGGAAGGGAAGGACAGAGAGGAUGGUGAGAGAAGUGAGCGGGUGGAGAAUGAGACCGGGGUGGAUGGGGAGAAGAGAGAGGGGGAGACGAGAGAGGUGGGCAAGAGAGCAGAGGAGACGGAGAGAGAAGAGGAGGAGAAAAGGGCGGAGGAAGAAAGGAGAGUGGCGGAGGGGCGGAAAGUGGUGCGGAGGCUGCAGGGGAGGAGAGGGGCAGGGAAGGACUUUUGGGAGAAGAUUGAUGAUGAGGUCGACUCUCUCCUUCUGCCCCGCCUCUACCCACACAAGGCCCCUCCCGCUCUGCACUUCCACCCACCCUCUCAGCCUCCUUCCUCCAUGCCUCCUCCCCUCACGCCUCCUCUCAACUCCCUUCCUUCGCUUCCUCAUCCCUCUGCACCCAUCUCCAACCCCGCCCACCCCCCUGCACCCACCAUGCCUCAGUUGCUGCAUGUCCCCUCUUUAGGCAAGAGUAAGCAGAUAGGGGUGCAGUCAGAUGGGCAGAACGAGAAAGAGAAGGCAGGCGGUGGUGAGACCAGCAACGGUGAUGAUGCUUUGCUGGGGAGUUAUGAAGAGUUUUUUCUGCCCCCGUUUCCCUGGCUGCCGAAGGCUGGUGCUCCUGGUAAACCUGUUCGGGCACGUGACCGAUCCCGGGCAGCGGAAAAGAUUAGUGGCAGCCUAGACAGCGAGAUUGUGCAGAGAGGAGAAUUGGAAGGCAGACUGGUAGGCAUUGAUAAGGAUGGGAAGGGCAGCAGUGGGAGCAUGCAUGGCAUUGGCGGUGAGCUAAGUGGAUUGCUUAACAAAGAGCGGAUGUUUAAACGUUUGAAAACAGAAGGUGAUGGAGGGGGUUGUGGUGGGCGUGAGGUGGAUGAGUGGACAGAGGAGAGUGAGGAGCGAGAGGUGGAGGAUGGGGAAGAGGGGGAGGGGGAAGGGGAGGAGGGGGAGGAGGUGGAGGAGGAGGAGGGGGAGGGAGAGGGAGAGGAGGAAGAAGAGGAGAGGGAUGUGGGCACGGAGGAAGUUGAGGGAGAGCGAGAGGGUGAUGAAGGUGAGGGGACUGAGGAUGAGGUGGAGGGAAGAGAGGCGGAGGGAGGAGAGGUGGAGGGGGAGGGCGAUGGGGGCCACAGAGAAAAGGGGGUUGCGUUGGAAGGCAGUGUGGAGAUGGGAGGUCAAGGCGAGCGUGCAGCUGACGGGAUUAUGACAAAUGGUCUCCUCUCUGUGCCGCCUGCUUUCGCCACCCAUGCAGCAGCACCCAUCUAUGACCCGUCAGCCGCACUCCACACGCCCCCCACACACACACAUGCCUCUCCACAUGGCCACACUCACACGGCUCCUCUGCACCCAUCCGCUCCCCCUCGUACCCAUCCGCACACCUCCCACUCCCCUGCCCCUUCCUCUGCCAUUCCACCCAGUCUUAUGCAACCCAGUCCUUUCCAGAAAGGGAGAAGUGAGCAAGGGAGAGGGGAGGGAGGGCAAGGGAGAGGAGGGUCGAAAGGAGGAGGGAGAGGGGAAGGAGGGAAGCGGAGUGGAAAGGAGGGUGGUGGUGGGCGGGGCACGGGAGAGGGGUCAGGUGUGGUGAUGCGAGGGAAGGCUUUUGAGGCGCCUCAAAAGUCGUCUCAGUUUGAGCGGGGCACGGGAGAGGGGUCAGGUGUGGUGAUGCGAGGGAAGGGAGCAUCGUCUCCCUCUCCUCCUCUUGCUACCUCAUCCGCUCUUGUUCCUCCCGGUUCUCUGCCUUCCGCUCUCACCGCUGGUGUCGCCGCCGCCGCCGCUGCUACUUCUGCUGCAACAGCAGGGGGAGCAGCGGCAGCACCUGCGUCAGCCCGUUUGCUGCAACCCCCCCUUACUGCCCCUCCCUUUAUUCAUCCCACGGCUGCUGCUGCUGCCGCUGGUGAUGCUGCUCCCUCCAUGUCCCUGUUACUACCACCGCCAGAGUUCAAGCCCAGGCGGACCUCCUCCCUCUCCUCCUCCUCCCCACUCCUCCGCCCGCCUGCCCUCCUCCCCCCCUCCUCUCCCCUCCUCCGGGCCGUCUCUGCAGCAGCUGCAGCCCCAGCAAGCAGCAGAGAGGCAGCAGCGGAUGAGGGGCCGAGAAUGAAGAUCUCUCUGGUGGGCGCUGGGGAGGGAAAGGGGCUCGUGGGGGGCGAUGAGGGGAGGAGGUGGGCUCAUGGUGAGCUGCUGGUGGGCAGCAGAGGCAGGCUUUUCGGUCCCUCUGCUCUGGGCUCGGUAUCGGUAGGAGCAGUGGGAGGGGUAACAGGAGGGGCGCAUGCAGUGGGCGAGGCAGCAGCAGUAGGGGCUGCAGGAGGACGGGCAGCAGCAGCAGGAGCCGUGGAGGGCGAGGAGGAGGAGGAUGCAGUGGCUGCUCUGGCUGCCAUGGCUGCCGCUGCUACUGCUGCCCUGCCAGGGGAUUCUUUCAGUGAUCCGCCUCUCGCUCACACACACGGUGGUGCGACUGUCACUCACACACACGGUGCACGAGACGAGCUCACUGCCAAGGGGGUGCCCAGAGGAGGAAAGCACAGCACCUCUGCUGCUCCAGAUACCCCUGCUUCUCCCGCUCGUGCUGCUGCCACUGCAGCGGGUAGCAAGCGAGCAGGUGGCAAGGGGCGUUUGGCCGGGGCGGGGAAGGGGGAGGGCGCAGGGGCAGGGAAGGUGGGUGCUGCGAGUGCAGGAGGGAAAGCAGGGGGGGUUGCUGGAGAAGCAGCACUAGGAGCAGCAGGGGUUGGGAGAAGUGCUGCAGGGGGCGGUGGUGUAGUUGCCGCAGGGGUUGAUGCUGCAUCUGGCAGCGCUGCGAAGGUGGGGAAGAAGAAGGGGAAAGGUCCGGGAUUUGUUGUGUCGAAACCGAGUGUGGCGGUGGGAGAAGCGGCAACUGCAGCGACUGCCGCCGCUUCUGCGAGUUGUGUUAGUGCUGGUGGUGGUUCUGGUGGUUGUGCUGCAAGGGAGGAGCGGGCAGGCAUGUUGGGGCACUUGGCUGCUCUGCUGGACCAAGCCAGUGCAGGAUCAGCAGAUGGAGGAGGUGUGGGUGCUGGUGGUGCUGGUGGCAGUGCUGGGGGUGGGGGUGGCAGUGGUGGUGCUGCUGCUGCUGUUGGUGGGAGUGGGGUGAAGGUAGGCAAGCAUGCUGGUAAAGUGGAGAAGCGGGAGGGGAAGAAAGGGCUCAAGGAGCGGGGCAGGGAGCACAGCGUGCCAUUUUCAAAAGCAUCAGCAGCACCAAUGGCAGGGGCUGCUGGGGGUUCUGGGGUUCUCCAGAGAACCACAGACCACGGGGAAGAGAGUGCAGAGGGAGGGCUGGGAGAGGAAAGGGGUGGGGAAGGAAGGGAGGGUGCAAGGGGUGGGGGGGGAGAGGAGGCGUCUGGGGGUGUGAAGAAGGGCCGUGGGCGGCCGAAAGGCUCCAAGAAGAUUGGCAAGAGAGGUGGGUAUUGA